Molecule: messenger RNA, 5367 nt
Organism: Hippocampus comes (tiger tail seahorse)
Lineage: Eukaryota; Metazoa; Chordata; Actinopteri; Syngnathiformes; Syngnathidae
Gene: rasgrf2a
Product: Ras protein-specific guanine nucleotide-releasing factor 2a
Exons: 29
Coding region: 263-4201 (1312 amino acids)
Biological process (GO): Ras protein signal transduction
Cellular component (GO): plasma membrane
Molecular function (GO): guanyl-nucleotide exchange factor activity
Source: RefSeq, a predicted model, not a curated record
CCCAAACGGAACCCUCUUCUCCCUCGCCGUGUAUUCAUUCCCACUCGGACCACCACCCGCCCCCAAAAAAGUCGGGUGCGUACCCGGCCGGCUCGUCGCCCGGAUUCCCGCGACGGAGCCAUGACGCGCGCCCUCGCUCUCGCCCUCGGUUGCGCGCCCUCGCCGCGACGACGUGCGAGCGCGAGCGAGUGAAGCUCGCCGCGCGCGCGCACGUCGACGCCCCCGCGUAGCGUCGCGUCCCAUCCCGUGCAGGUGCGUCCAGAUGCAGAAGAGCGUGCGCUACAACGAGGGCCACGCGCUGCACCUGGCCUUGGCCGCGCGCAAGGAGGGUGCGAAGCGCGGCCUGGUCGGCAAGCGCAGCUCGGAGAACGUCCGCUGGACGGACAAGUUCUUCGCGCUCUACCAGAAUCUUCUCUUCUACUUCGACAACGAGCAGAGCGCGCGGCCGUCCGGCAUGUACCUGCUGGAGGGAUGCACGUGCGAGCGCGCCCCAGCCCCCAAAGUGGCCUCGGUCGGCGGCAGCAGGGACGCCCCCGAGAAGAUGCAGUACUACUUCCUGGUGAUGUUCGGCCAUGAUGGGCAAAAGCCUCUGGAGCUUCGCACUGAAGAGGAAGCCGACUGCAACGAAUGGGUGGACUGCAUACAACAGGCUAGCUACUCGGACCUGAUCUUGGAGCGGGAGAUCCUCAUGCAGAAGUACAUCCACCUGGUCCAGAUCAUGGAGACCGAGAAGAUCGCAGCCAAUCAGCUACGCACGCAACUGGAGGACCAGGACACCGAGAUCGAGAGGCUAAAGGCUGAGAUCGUGCUGCUCAACAGGACCAAAGACCGCAUGCAGCCGAACCAGAACACCCUGGACGAGGAGGACCCCGACAUCAAAAAGAUCAAGAAGGUGCAGAGCUUCAUGCGCGGUUGGCUAUGCCGGAGGAAGUGGAAGCUGAUUGUUCAGGACUACAUCUGCUCGCCACACGCCGAAAGCAUGCGCAAGCGCAACCACAUCGUCUUCAACAUGGUGGAGGCCGAGACGGAGUACGUCAACCAGCUGUCCGUCCUGGUCAACUGCUUCCUGCGUCCGCUGCGCAUGGCCGCCAGCUCCAAGAAGCCGCCCGUCAGCCACCACGACGUCAGCAGCAUCUUCCUCAACAGCGAGACCAUCAUGUUCCUGCACCAGAUCUUCCAUCAGGGCCUGAACGCUCGCAUGGCCAACUGGCCUACGCUGGUCCUGGCGGACCUGUUCGACAUCCUCCUUCCGAUGCUGAACAUCUACCAGGAGUUUGUGCGCAACCACCAGUACAGCCUUAAUGUUCUAGCCAACUGCAAGCAGAACCGAGACUUCGACAAGCUGCUCAAGCAAUACGAGGCCAACGCCGCGUGCGAGGGACGCAUGCUGGAGACCUUCCUCACCUACCCCAUGUUUCAGAUUCCUCGUUACAUCAUCACCCUCCACGAGUUGCUCGCGCACACGCCGCACGAACACGUGGAGAGAAAUAGUUUACACUUCGCCAAGUCCAAACUGGAAGAGCUCUCAAAGAUGAUGCACGACGAGGUGAGCGACACGGAGAACAUCCGCAAGAACCUGGCCAUCGAGAGGAUGAUCGUGGAGGGCUGCGACAUCCUGCUGGACACCAGUCAGACUUUCGUUCGACAGGGUUCACUCAUCCAGCUACCGUCCAGUAGCGAGCGCGGGAUGCUGAGUAAAGUGCGUCUGGGCUCGCUAUCGCUGCGCAAGGAAGGCGAGCGCCAGUGCUUUCUGUUCACCAAACACUUCCUCAUCUGCACCAGAACGUCCGGAGGGAAGCUGCACUUGCUGAAGCAAGGAGGCACGUUGUCGCUGAUGGAAUGCACGCUGAUCGAGGAACUGGACGCCGGCGACGAGGACUACAACGCGGCAGGUCAAGGCUUCAGCCAUUUGGAGUUCAAAAUGGUGGUGGAGCCUCCCGACGGGCAGACGUUUUCCGUGGUCCUGCUCGCUCCCUCGCGCCAGGAGAAGGCGGCCUGGACCAGCGACAUCAGCCAGUGCAUCGAUAACAUCCGCUGCAACGGGUUGAUGACCAGCGUCUUUGAGGAAAACUCCAAAGUUUCUGUGCCGCACAUGAUUAAGUCGGACGCCCGCCUGCACAAGGACGACGUGGACAUCUGCUUCAGCAAGACGCUCAACUCGUGCAAAGUGCCGCAGAUCCGCUACGCCAGCGUGGAGCGGCUGCUGGAGCGCCUGACCGACCUGCGCUUCCUCUCCAUCGACUUCCUCAACACCUUCCUGCACACCUACAGGAUUUUCACCACGGCCGCCGUCGUCAUCCGCAAGCUGGCGCACAUCUACCGCCAGCCCUUCACCUCCAUCCCCGUCAGGAUCGAGCAGCACUCGUGCGACCGUCUGUCCAUCAUGUCUCUGUGUCCCGACUACACUCUGAAGAUCACCCAGCUGGCUCUGGAUCAGUCCAAGUCUCUGGAGCUUUUCUUCGCCACCAACCAGGGCUCAUGGGGCAUGGAACCCCUGAACAACAAAUCCCCGCGCCUGUGUCGCAAGUUCUCAUCCCCGCCGCCUUUGUCCCUCCCGUCUCGCACUUCCUCGCCCGUCCACGCACGCAAAUUGUCCCUCAGCUCGCCAGUGGGGCCCAAAGUCUUGGACCUCUCCUCCACGCCGUCGUCCUCGGCCGCCAGCUCCCCAACCUCGGCACACGGCCCGGGCCUGUUCACUUCGUCAUCGCCUCCCCCCCACACCGCCGCACCCUGCAGGACGCUGUUUGGCUUCUCGUCGUCGCCGCCGCCCACCGUUACCAAGGCCCCGUUGGAUCUCAGUCGAGGUCCCAGUUCGCCCGAGCUCAGCCCAGGUGGCGAGGACGUCGUCAGCGGCGAUCUGCCUCGCAUUGACGCCUUCUGCGGGAAACUGAGGAGAAGCAUCCGCAGAGCCGUACUGGAGUCCGUGUCUCUGGACAAAUUUAUUCCGGAAUUUCCCGCCGCCGCCGGCACCAACAGCAACGAGUCCGGCGACGUGUCCCCGUGUCGCUCGCCGUCCACGCCGCGACACUUGCGCUACCGCCCGGCAGGAGGGUCUUCAUCCGAGAACGCUCGGUGUGCUGUGUCGCCUGCGUCUGCUUUCGCCAUCGCCACCGCCGCCGCCGGUCACGGCAGCUCCCAGGCGUUGGGCACCUCGGAGAAGUCCUGCGACAAAGAGUUCAUCAUCCGCAGAGCCGCCACCAACCGAGUUCUUAAUGUGCUGCGACAUUGGGUCUCCAAACACUCUCAGGACUUUGAGAGCAACAGCGAACUGAAGGUGGGCGUGGUCAGCCUCCUGGAGGAAGUCCUGCGGGAUCCGGACCUUCUGCCUCAGGAGAGGAAAGCCACCAGCAAUAUUCUCAGCGCUCUUUGUCAAGAAGAGCAAGACAACCCUCAGCUCAAGAUUGAAGACAUUCUGCAAAUGAAAAGUUGUCCACUUCUUCACUUCAUUGUGGCGGAGGGACCUAAGGCAGAGUGUUUAGAGUCCUUGUCUGCGAUGGAGCUGGCCGAGCAGAUCACGCUACUGGACCACAUCGUUUUCAGGAGCAUUCCUUAUGAGGAGUUCCUUGGCCAAGGCUGGAUGAAGGUGGACAAGACGGAGAAGACUCCUUAUAUCAUGAAAACCAGCCAGCACUUUAACAAUAUGAGCAACCUGGUGGCGUCGCAGAUCAUGACGCAUGGCGACGUAGCCUCCCGGGCGGGUGCCAUCGAGAAGUGGUUGGCGGUGGCGGACAUCUGCCGCUGCCUCAACAACUACAACGGCGUCCUGGAGAUCACCUCGGCGCUCAACCGCAGCGCCGUCUUCCGCCUCAAGAAGACGUGGGCCAAAGUCUGCAAGCAGACAAAGGCGCUGAUGGAUCGUCUGCAGAGGACGGUCUCGUCUGAAGGACGCUUCAAGAACCUCCGAGAAACGCUGAAAAACUGUAACCCGCCGUGCGUGCCCUACCUUGGCAUGUACCUUACCGACCUGGCUUUCAUCGAGGAGGGGACGCCCAACUUCACCGAGGAAGGCCUGGUUAACUUCUCCAAGAUGAGGAUGAUCUGUCACAUCAUCCGAGAGAUCCGGCAGUUCCAGCAAGCUCCUUACAGGAUUGAGCACCAGGCCAAGGUGACUCACUUCCUGCUGGACAAGACGCAAGUGAUGGAUGAAGAUGCGCUGUACGAGCUUUCGCUGAAGAUUGAGCCGCGCUUACCGCCGAGCUAAGCUAACACUAAGCGGCUCGCCUCCGACCGUUUCCUAUGCUAGCUUGUUAGCACAAGCAGAAGACAGGCUAAUCCCCGCUAAUUUGGAUCAGGUGAGGCUUUCGUGUCCUGUUGCUUAGCAACCAGUGCCUCUGAUUUCCUUCCAUCAAUGCAAAAAAAAAUAAAUGGUUCGGAUCGUGUAUGAACGGACCGAUCCAGUUCUACUGGUUAACAUGGUGACAUCAGUUCAGGUGUGGGAUGUCUUUAGCCGUUCAGGCUCGCUGGCUAGCAUGUUAGCGUGAGUGUCACACUGUAAGGAUCUACUGGAUCACAGUGUAACAUCAAUUUCUGGAUGCAGCGGAUCCGCUGGAUCGUGUUCUGACAUUACUUUCUGCACGGAGUGUAUUCUUAAUCCAUGUCACUUCCUGUUUUCCGUGAAUCCAUUGGAUCAGUCUUGAAUCCAGUUCAGAGCACUGUGAAACUUUCCAUAAGGUUUGGGUCCACUAAAGUUCACUGUGACCUCACGUUUUGUAUCCAGUGGAUCCACUUUACCAUACUGUGAUGUCACUUCCUGUAUGAAGUGGCUCUCGAUAUAUGACAAUGUGACGUCACUUCGUGACGUGAAAUCUCUUCCUGUACGGGAGUGGAUCCACGGGAUCAUAUUUUGAAAUCACUUUCCUGAAAAGUGGAAGCACUAGAUCACACUGUGACAUCACUUCCUGUACGUCGAUGCAACACGCUUAUUUCAAGUGUGUGUUUUGUUCGCGGCAAGUUCGUUAGCUGCUCUUUUGUAUACAAACCUUUGAACAAUGGACAAGUUUGCUCUUUUUUUAAAAAAGAGAAUUGACCUAAAAAUGUUUUUUUUUUGUUUUUUUUUUUACAUAAAAAAACAAUCAGACAUGAUGUUCCAACAGUAUUAUUAUUUAUUAUUAGUCAUAUUUGAAAGUUAGCUCUGUGUUAUAUUUAGUUUUCUCUUCUGGGGUGUCUUUGUUGAGAUUAACACCUUUGCACUAUGUUGUCAUUUGAUCUCCCUGUGGUUUGACUGUGAGAAAUUAUUUCUUGUUGAUACUUAUGGUAUUUAUUUAGGUUUUUAUUUCUUAUUAGCGCCUCAUAUGUUUUUGGACUGUUUUUUUUUGUUUUGUUUUGUUUUCCAUUCAAACUGCGCCAAUAAAAGUCCUGGUAAAUGUG